Molecule: messenger RNA, 1125 nt
Organism: Paramecium pentaurelia
Lineage: Eukaryota; Ciliophora; Oligohymenophorea; Peniculida; Parameciidae
Source: the annotation of a GenBank genome assembly
AUGGGUUCAUUUCUUUCUAGUUUUACCACAUAAUAACCAAAAAAGGAAUAAAAAUAAAUCAUUUAGAAUAAUAACAAGGAAUAAAUUCAACCAUUAUCAUCAUUUAUUCAUAUGAAACCUACUUAAUCUAUAGGAGAGUAGACAUUAUAAAAUGGGGACUUCUCAUUUAAUGAAUAAUAAUUAUAAGGAUAACAUUAAAAAAUGAUAAAAGGAGAUAUAAAUACAAAUUUGCUUCAAUCCUAAGAAGCAAUAAUAAUAGAUUAAUCUGGUAAAUUGAUAAGGUAAGUAAGUGAAUGUAAUUAAAAUAAAUUUUGUUAUGAAUGCAAAUAAAUAAUAGAAGAUACCCUUAUAUAAAUAGUUUGUUAGCAUGAAUUUCAUUAGAAUUGUUUUAUAUACAAUGUUGAAAAAUAAUUAUAACAAAAGGAAAAAUUCAUAAUUAAAUGUAAAUGUGGAACAAAAUUGAACCCAAACAUAUUGAGAUAAAUAGUAGAUGUUCAAAUUAGAUCUAAAAUUCUUUUUUAAAUUUUUUCUCUUUAAGUAUUAAUAUUAUUAUAGAAUUCCAAUAUUAGAAAAUAUUGCAAUGUAUAAUAGAUUUAAUAGAUGAUAGAGUUAAAUACAAACAAAGAAGACUAUGAUUUUUAAUAUAAUGAAAAAAAAUAAGAAUUAUCAAAAAAUAUAACUGAAUACAUAUUAGAUUAAAGUGGUAUUUUACAUUUGAGUUAAUAAUAACUAUUUAUUGUAAGUAUAUGCUUAUAUUGUGGUAAAGAGAUUAAUUCAAGUUUGUUAAAAUUAAAUUGUGGACAUAUAUAUCAUUAAGAUUGUUUUAUUAAUUGGUUAUAAUAUUAAAUUUAAGAUAAAAAGAGUCCAAUUAUUAAAUGUAGAUGUGGAACUAAAAUUAAUCCUAAUAUCAUUAGAAGAAUACCUGAAAGUUAAAUUAGAUUGAAAUUGUUGAACUAUUUAUUUUCAGUAUAAUUAUCUAAAAUACUGCCAUAUUUAAGAAAAAGUGAAGACUUUGAUUUAAUAUGGGAUCUAUAUUACUAAAAUUAAUAUUAAGUUGAUCAAGAUUACGAUAGUUCAUCUGGAUUUUUAUAUUUCAGCAAUUAUUCAACACCAGGAGGAGAUUGA